Messenger RNA from Nipponia nippon (crested ibis), 375 nucleotides. The record is from RefSeq and is a predicted model, not a curated record. Lineage: Eukaryota; Metazoa; Chordata; Aves; Pelecaniformes; Threskiornithidae.
AUGCCGAAACCCAAGGAAUUGUCGGGGACGAGCACCUCGGAGAGCGGCCCGGAUGAGGAGGAGGGGAAGAAAAGAAAGAAAGAAAUGUCUUCUAAGUCAGAGAAAAGGCUGAAAACAGAGGCCAAGCCUUCAAAUGUGACAGAAAAACCUCCAGGACGAGGCAGUGAAGAGGAGGGCAUGUUCCAGAUUGGGAAGAUGCGUUAUGUCACAGUGUCCUGCUUCAAGGGGAAGGUCCUCGUGGACAUCAGGGAGUUCUACACUGACAAGGAGGGCAGCAUGAAACCGUGGAGGAAAGGGAUUGCCCUGUCUGCAGAACAGUGGAACCAGCUGAAGGAGAUCAUUCCUGAGAUCGAUGCUGCAGCCAAGAAAUUAUAA